UCCAAAAUCAUCGGAUCUUUCUCGUACUUUUCCGUAACUGGUUAGAGAAAAUGCCGAGUAGUUACGAUUAGAGUUUUAUUUAUGUGCGAACAAACUCUGGCGGAAGUUUGACAGAUAUGAUGGAGGGAAAAUUCCAGUUCGCUAUAGACAGAGGAGGUACUUUUACAGAUGUAUGGACAAGAUGCCCUGGGGGUGAAAUUAAAGUCAUGAAACUUUUGUCGGUGGAUCCACAAAAUUACAAAGAUGCUCCGAGGGAAGGAAUAAGACGGAUUUUAGAACAGGAAACAGGGGUUGAAAUGAAUGCAGAUAAACCAAUUGAUACAUCUUACAUUGACUGGAUCCGAAUGGGCACCACCGUAGCUACUAAUGCACUCCUAGAGCGAAAAGGAGAACCCAUGGCUCUGGCAAUCACCAAAGGGUUUAAGGACUUGUUAUACAUAGGAAACCAAGCUAGACCUCAGAUAUUUGAUCUUGAAAUUUCUGCUCCUGAUCAGCUUUACUGUGAAGUUAUUGAGGUGGAAGAGAGAGUGGUAUUCCAGCAAGAUAAAUGUCAGAUUCAAAAAUCAUGUGACAAGGUUACUGGGGUCACAGGGGAAAAGUUGGAGAUCUGGGAGAAAGUUAACAGUGAGAAACUUAAGAAAGAUUUGCAAAUGCUCCUGGACAGAGGAAUUCGCAGUCUUGCUGUGGUUUUACUUCACUCAUACACAUAUGCAGACCAUGAGAGAGAUGUGGGCACAAUUGCACGAGAAAUGGGUUUUCACCAUGUGUCUCUGUCAUCUGAUGUAAUGUCCAUGGUGAGGGUGGUCCCUCGUGGAUACACAGCUUGUGCUGAUGCCUAUCUGACACCACACAUUAAGAAAUAUGUCGCUGGAUUCUCCUCUGGUUUUAAAGACAACAUUCAGAACACAUCAGUUCUUUUCAUGCAAUCAGAUGGGGGUCUAACACCAGUCGAUAAAUUUAAUGGUUCCAGAGCAAUAUUGUCAGGUCCUGCGGGAGGAGUUGUGGGUUAUGCCUUGACAACUUACAACGAAGACACCAAACAAGCUGUUAUAGGCUUUGACAUGGGAGGUACAUCUACAGAUGUCAGCAGGUACGCCGGUCAGUAUGAGCAUGUUUUUGAAACCACGACUGCUGGAGUCACCAUCCAGGCGCCUCAGUUGGACAUAAAUACAGUGGCAGCUGGAGGUGGAUCCAUGCUUUUCUUCAGAGCAGGGAUGUUUGUGGUUGGUCCAGAGUCUGCAGGUGCUGAUCCAGGUCCAACCUGCUACAAGAAAGGUAGCCAUCAGAGGUAUGCUGGUAUUUUAUCUGCUUAUGGUAUGGCUUUGGCUGAUGUGGUUUAUGAAGCCCAGGAACCGUGUGCCAAAGAAUAUAGUCAUGAGGGCUUUGAUUAUUUUGAACAUCAUAUUUCUGAGUUACAAGAUAAAUGUUACAAAGAGCUCAUGAGUCAAGGAUUUCAGAGAGAACAGAUAAAAACACAGCCCUUCCUACACAUGCGGUACGACAGGACUGAUUGUGCAUUAAUGGUUUCCUCUGACGAUCACCCAGCCAAUGAAAGUUCCUGUAAUUCAGGUGACUUCAGAUCUGCAUUCCAAGAAAGAUAUCAGACAGAGUUUGGUUUCACUAUUCCCAAUCGCCCAAUCAUAGUAGAUGACAUCAGGGUAAGAGGAGUGGGGAGGGCACUGACCCGUGAAGAAAAGGACAUGCCUGCUGCAAGCUCUGCCCCUGUGGCUGAUACGACAACCAGCUGCUAUUUUGAUUCUGGUCACCAGGAGACUAAAGUUUAUCUUUUGGAGAAUUUGUCAUUUGGUCACUCCAUUGAGGGUCCAGCGAUUAUCAUGAAUGGCAACAGCACAAUUCUGAUUGAGCCAAACUGCACAGCUGGGAUAACAAAGCAUGGAGAUGUUGAAAUAAAGGUAGACAGUGGAACUGUGAAGCGUGUGGGGCCAGAUUUGGAUGCCAUUCAGCUGUCUAUAUUCUCUCAUAGGUUUAUGAGCAUUGCUGAGCAGAUGGGAAGAGUCUUGCAAAGAACAGCCAUUUCAACAAAUAUCAAAGAGCGUCUUGAUUUUUCCUGUGCAAUGUUUGGUCCAGAUGGAGGCUUAGUGGCCAAUGCCCCUCAUAUCCCUGUACAUCUUGGGGCAAUGCAGGAAACAGUUCAGUUCCAAAUUAAACAACAAGGAGACAAAUUGAAAGAGGGAGAUGUAAUUUUAGCUAACCAUCCCCAGGCUGGGGGGAGUCACCUACCUGACUUAACAGUCAUUACACCAGUAUUCUGGCCAGGAGAGGCAAAGCCUGUGUUUUUUGUGGCCAGUCGAGGUCACCAUGCGGAUAUAGGGGGAAUAACUCCAGGAUCAAUGCCUCCUCAUUCAAAGUGCAUCCAAGAGGAAGGAGCUGUGUUUAAAUCAUUUAAGUUAGUGGAACAAGGAAAAUUUCAAGAGGAAGCUGUGACUGAAGCUCUGAUGGAGCCUGGCAAUUAUCCUGGUAGUAGUGGAACACGUAACCUUGGUGAUAACCUCAGUGACCUGAAAGCUCAGGUUGCAUCAAAUCAAAAGGGUAUAAAACUUAUCAAAGAGCUGAUAGAGGAAUAUGGACUAGACGUAGUGAUAGCGUACAUGGCUCACAUCCAGAACAAUGCCGAGAUAGCAGUGAAAGAGAUGCUAAAGGAAAUUGCAAGAAGAACAAGGGAGAGAACUGGUAGCACACGACUGUCAGCCGAGGACUACAUGGAUGAUGGAGCCAAGCUUUGUCUGACUGUAGAUAUUGAUGAGGAAAAGGGGACAGCUGUGGUGGAUUUUACUGGGUCUACCUGUGAGGUUUAUGGAAAUUGCAAUGCCCCAAGGGCAGUAACUCUGUCUGCACUCAUCUAUUGUCUUAGGUGUAUGGUUGGACAUGAUGUUCCACUGAACCAGGGAUGUUUGAAGCCGGUGACAACCAUUAUACCCAGAGGUAGUAUGCUGGAUCCCUCAGAAAAUGCAGCCGUCGUUGGAGGAAAUGUCCUGACCUCCCAGAGAAUUGUGGAUGUUAUUCUUAUGGCCUUCCAAAUCUGUGCGGCUUCACAGGGCUGCAUGAACAACAUCACCUUUGGGGAUGAUGCCUUUGGUCACUAUGAGACAGUGGCUGGAGGGGCAGGAGCUGGGCCCACAUGGAAUGGUAGAAGUGGUGUGCACACUCACAUGACCAACACUCGUAUUACGGAUCCUGAAAUCUUAGAGAGAAGGUAUCCAGUAAUUCUGAAGCAGUUUCAUCUGAAUCCAGGGACAGGUGGUGAGGGCUACCACCAUGGUGGGGACGGAAUAAUCAGAGAGUAUAUGUUCCGCAAAGAUCUCACCCUCUCCAUCCUCACAGAGAGAAGAGUGUUCUCCCCUUAUGGUUUAAAAGGUGGAGAAUGCGGAUCUAAGGGAGUCAAUCUUAUUUGUUACAAAGACGGACGAGUGGUGUACCUGGGAUCCAAAACUUCUAUAAACUGUCAGGCAGGGGACGUUUUCUGUCUCCAGACUCCAGGAGGUGGAGGUUACGGAUCUGCACAGGAACAGGAAACGGAGACCAGAAAAAGGAAACAGAAGUCAUAUGAUGAAGGAUCAAAGGCCAAGAAAGGUCACACUUUGGUUGGUCGAGGAAGUGUAUUCGAGUACAAAAAAUCUCAGGAAUCAGCAUAGACUUGAGUUUUAUUUACAGUGACCAAAAGCUCACAAACAGAAUUCAGUUUAUCCAGAGAGCAAAGACCAUAAGAUUUGCUGUGAUUACAGUAAUUGAAUGGCAUCAUAUUAGUUUUCAAAAUAAAUCUAUUUCAUUUCA
Molecule: messenger RNA, 3792 nt
Organism: Ostrea edulis (European flat oyster)
Lineage: Eukaryota; Metazoa; Mollusca; Bivalvia; Ostreida; Ostreidae
Product: 5-oxoprolinase-like
Exons: 32
Coding region: 117-3653 (1178 amino acids)
Biological process (GO): glutathione metabolic process
Cellular component (GO): cytosol
Molecular function (GO): 5-oxoprolinase (ATP-hydrolyzing) activity
Source: RefSeq, a predicted model, not a curated record